GGAGUCGGAGAAGCGGCCCAAGCCCUUCUGCGGGCUUUCCCGGACCGCGGAGGGCUGUGGGCGGAUCGGCUGAGACCCGGAAAGGGUCGGCGGAGGCUGGGGGUGGGGCGUCCCCUGCUUGCCGCCGCCCCGCGGGCGCGCCAGCUUCUUUCUCCUUCUGCUUCCUUCCUCCCUUGGCCCGGGAAGCUUGGAAGUGCGGGGGAGUUGCCAUGACAACUGUGUCCUCGAUCCCCUCGGUACCCCUGUGCCAGCAUGGGUGGGGGCUGGCGGAGCAGGUGCUGCAGAAGGCAGUGCUGGAAGAUGGGAUUACUUUCCCCGCGGGAGACCUAGGAAGGGCUCUGAGAGGGCGGGGCGCCGACGCCACACCCGGAAACUUCCAGGAGGCGGUACUGCGUACCACACAGAGAGGCCAGGGUGGGGCCUGGGGCGCGUGAGGGACGCGGCGGGAGUGCAGCGAUGGCUCUCUGGAGCAUGGACCGCUGCGCCCGCCGGUGCCGGAGCCCGCUGGGGCAGGCAGCACGGUCCAUCUACCAGCUGGUGGCUGGGUCGCUGUCGCCAGGCCACCCUCCAGGGCCCACUAAAAAAGCGCUGAAGCAGCGCUUCCUCAAGCUGCUCCCGUGCUGUGGGCCCCAGGCGCUGCCUGCAGUCAGUGAAACCUUAGCGGCCCCAGCUUCCCUCCGCCCCCACCGGCCCCGCCCGCUGGACCCAGACAGCGUGGAGGACGAGUUUGAACUGUGCACUGUAUGUCACCGGCCCGAGGGCCUGGAGCAGUUGCAAGAGCAAACCAAGUUUACGCGCAAAGAGCUGCAGGUCCUGUACCGGGGCUUCAAGAACGAGUGUCCCAGUGGCAUGGUAAACGAGGAGAAUUUCAAGCAGAUUUACUCCCAGUUCUUUCCUCAAGGAGACUCUAGCACCUAUGCCACCUUUCUUUUCAAUGCCUUUGACACGAACCACGAUGGCUGUGUCAGUUUUGAGGACUUUGUGGCUGGUUUGUCAGUGAUUCUUCGGGGAACAAUAGAUGACAGGCUGAAUUGGGCCUUCAACCUGUAUGACCUCAACAAGGAUGGCUGUAUCACCAAGGAGGAAAUGCUUGACAUCAUGAAGUCCAUCUAUGACAUGAUGGGUAAAUACACGUACCCUGCACUCCGGGAGGAGGCCCCACGAGAGCAUGUGGAGAGCUUCUUCCAGAAGAUGGACAGAAACAAGGAUGGCGUGGUGACCAUUGAGGAGUUCAUUGAGUCUUGUCAAAAGGACGAGAACAUCAUGCGAUCCAUGCAGCUCUUUGACAACGUCAUCUAGCCCACCUGAAAAGGAGUCUGUGCUCCAUAUCCAACCCCGGCAGACCACACCCUUCUCUUCCCAGGUCUGUCCUCAUCCUAGCCCUACUGUAGGGAUCCAAGAUCCCUGGAGCUGCAGGGGCCAGCGAGUGGGCAAAGUGUAUCUGGUGGGUGUGCCUAACUCCUAGUAGCCCUCUCUCCUUGCUGCCUGACACCCAGUGUGCAGGGGGUCCCUGCUGUGGGAACUGAGUGGUUGCCUACCUUCCACCCCCACUUUGGAAACCACAACACCAGACCGAAUGUCUCCUGCUAUGGUGCUUCCCCCAUCCCUGGUCUCAGACUUACUUCUCAGAGAGUGAUCGUCCAUCCUUAGCACUAGCUAACCUUUCACCCAGCCUAUGGAAUGGAGACAAGACUGCAUUUUUUGAGAUGGGGUCUGCAGAGCGCAAAAUCUUGGGCCUGAGCCAGUGGUUAUGUCCUGCAGGUUGGCUGGGGUCAGGAACACAAGACAUGGGCAGAAGGUGAAAGCUCAGGCAGGCUGGGCUGGAGCUCCCAAAUUCCACAAUAUACUACCCCAUGCCAUUAGACUGUUUCUAAAUAUUUCAGAAGGAGGCCUCAUCCCCUUAAAAAUGUCCUAGAAAUUUUCUAUACCCUAGGACAGCCUGGGACCCAGCUAUCUGGCUCACCCCUGAAAUUUCUCCCCCUCCCUCCUUUGUAUGGAGGUGACUGUGGCAGGGGAGUGUGGGUGGGAGGAGUGUUGGCUGCUCAUCCCAUUUUGAUAGCAAUGACUUGCCAUCACCGUUUCACUGGAGGUUUAGAGUGAGUCAGGGAUGUUCCUGAACUUGAGUCCUGUCCACCUUCCCAGUGGAUGCCUUAGGAGAGGGAAGAGGGGGGCAGGCAUAACGUCAUUGCGGGGGGAUCUUUGGUCAACCAAGGGUACCCACACCUGGUGCACAGCCUCCUUGGUUCCCUAGGGUCUGUUCUUCCUCUAGUCUAUCCAGAGACAUCACUAGGCAUGCCAAGAGGGCAGGGACAGUAACACCCAGUUCCCAUCAACACCGCCUUGCUGUUCUCCCUUAAUAUACCUGCUUGUCAUUCAGCCAGAAGGAGGGAAGGGUUCCAAGGAGCCCCGUUGAGUAAGACACUCUUGACUGCUUAGCAUUUUUGGCUCCUCUAUAUAUUUUGUAAAAUAAGAAAUUUACCAGAUCCAAUAAAACACCAAGGCUAUGCA
Cavia porcellus (domestic guinea pig) is the source of this 2508-nucleotide messenger RNA. RefSeq names its product potassium voltage-gated channel interacting protein 2 (gene Kcnip2). Gene Ontology annotation, cellular component: voltage-gated potassium channel complex. Gene Ontology annotation, molecular function: calcium ion binding; potassium channel regulator activity. The record is from RefSeq and is a predicted model, not a curated record. Gene Ontology annotation, biological process: regulation of potassium ion transmembrane transport. Lineage: Eukaryota; Metazoa; Chordata; Mammalia; Rodentia; Caviidae. The transcript has 10 exons. Bases 457 to 1299 code for a protein of 280 amino acids.